Molecule: messenger RNA, 1929 nt
Organism: Seminavis robusta
Lineage: Eukaryota; Bacillariophyta; Bacillariophyceae; Naviculales; Naviculaceae
Source: the annotation of a GenBank genome assembly
AAAUUCCCGAAAAGACUUGGUUGUCUGCCCGCAGCAUGCCCAGCAAAAAGUGCACAGCAAACAGCUCACAUUGGAAAGACCAUGAGAUUGGUGAGACGAAAACGGAAACGACCCCAACUUCAAGGGCGAAGCAAUAGAAACUUCUUGUGGAUUUGCUGUGUGGUGGUGGCCAUUGGUGUGACCCUGUCGUUGGUAUCGUUCAUUCCGGUGUCAUCUAGAUUCAAUCCCUCUGACAUAUGGAAGAAGACUGGCAUCGAACUAGCAACAAGUGCCAAGAUGGUCUUUCACAGCACUGGAAUGGAAGCCAAUUGGGGUCUCACAACGGCUGCGCAGGAUUGGAGGAACUACGAUGCCAACCGCACCAUUGCCUUUAUCCACAUUGGGAAAGCUGGAGGCUUGACGGUUCGGAGUUCCACCGGUCUGGUCUGCCGGCCAAUGGGUGUUGGAAAAAAGAAAGAAAUUGAUGGUCAAAUUGUGAAAGUCGUCUUCAACCAAAGCGAGGAGCAAGUUGAAACUUGUGUCAACAAACGAUUCUAUAGCAAUUUGACACUGCCACGGCAAGUGAAAUACUACUUUCACAUGCAUGGACAUCGGCCCGAAGAACUGGCCAAAUCCACCAGCUUUCUGGUGGUUCUACGACACCCCGUCGAUCGACUCAUUUCGAGUUAUCGAUAUAGCCAUCCAGCCAAUUGCCGCGGAAAAUUGCGGAAAGGUCCCUUCAAGCCCUAUGGGUGCCAUAUCGAAGAAAGCUCCCAAACACGAGGAACGGCCGAUUAUCAAGUCCACAGACGAUGCUGGCCGUCGCCUGGAAUGGAAGAUUUUGCGCAGGCGGUGCUGUCUCCUUAUGCCGAAUUCAACACGAGCCAUCUUGCUAAUGAAACACUACAAUAUCAAAAGGAAUCUCCCAAAUUGUGUCGACGAAUGGCACAUCGCAUGGCACGGGGUUUAGGACCCAUUCAUCCCAAUCCACACAUGUUGUACAAUUACGAGUACUACAUGAAUCGCACCGUCCUCAAAUACCCGGACAAGGAAGUGUUUGGAAUUCGCACGGAACAUGAGUGGAAGGAUCUUGGGGAUUUGGACGUGGCCCUUGGUGGCGCGGGUGUCUUCAAAAGGGAAGGCAGUGCCAUUUCCCAUGGCAGCAAAUCCUAUUUUCCGUCACCGGUGUCCACAGCAGCAUACCAAAAGAUGUGCUGUGUACUGGAAAGGGAAAUUUUUUAUUAUCUGAAGCUCUUGUUCAAGGUCAAAAACUUGGAUGACGAUGUCAAACAAAAAGGAUUGGAGAAAGUCCGGACUUCUUGUGGUAUUGGCUCGCAAUCUCUGGACGAAUGGAGAACACAGUGUCAAGCCAGAAUAGAACAAGAUCGACCCCUCUGGGAAGUCAAGACGCCGCCCAAGCAAAAUAGGACCGCAAUGCAACAAAAUCGAAGGAACAGAACAGUACCAGAACUAAUUCACACUGACAUGUUUCGGCCGCGGGACAGGACAGCACCAGAACUGCGGUUGCGCACCCAGCUGCAGGGGAAACGACUGCCCCAGAACGCAACACGGCCUCGGCGCAAAAGGCGGCCACAGGGACCAGACGAUGGUCCUACAUUAUACAUAUUCAACGAAACGGCAGAUCCUGAGGGCUACAAAGCCAGGCUUCGGCAGCAUAUGAAGACAUCUGGAGUCCAAGCCUACUUUACCGGGGAUGCUCCAACACGUGAGGCAAAAAAAGCUCAAUUGUUGGACAGGUUGCACAAGAUGGGAGUGCACCCCGACAACCUUGACGGUCUAAAAGCAGCGUCGAAACGUGACCAAACUUGAUUGUGAACUCUCGUUGUCGCUGUGUACGCUACUUGCCUCCAGGUUGUGUUCUAGCUAGGGAUUUGGGAGUUGGUGACCUGUUUCAGUAAAUUUACUUUUAAAAUCGAGUCACUCUUUGCU